GAUUGCGUUGCUGGGGAUUUUAUUUUGAAGGGCGAGAUAAUCAGGGCGUUCAGCCACAGCGGGCGGGCAGUGUGGCGCAGGCCUACAGACGUCACAUUCCACGCACGCUGUUUGUUGCUGGCCUUGUUCUUGUUGACGGCUAAUGUAAAUAAGAGAUGCGCCGGGAGCUGUAGUUUCUUUGUCAAUAUUAUUCACCUGCGGUACUUCACAGGCACGACUGUCAUUUCGGAAACUAGUAACGGCCCUCGAUCUGCUACUCGAGAACCAUUGUAAGCGCAUAGAAGCGAAAGUCAGGCAUAACACGACGGAUUUGGGUUGAUUUGAAAGCGAACAACACAACACAUACCAAAGCACAUAUCGUCAACCUUCAUAAGAAGCCAUGGCGUCGGUGUCAUCGCUAGAUAAGGACUUGCGCAAAAUGCGGUUGGACAAAUAUACUCCGCAGGCAGCGAAUGAAGUGCGGGGCUGGAUAGAAGGCAUCCUUGGUGAGCGACUCGCCGGAGGCGACCUGCUCGAUGCACUCAAAGAUGGCGUCGCGCUAUGCAAGCUCGUCAACCUCGCUGUCCCCUCGCCCGGCGUCAAAUUCAAGACCUCCGCCAUGCCAUUCGUCCAGAUGGAGAACAUCUCGCUCUUCCUCCGAGCCUGCCAAUUGCCGCCUUUAAAUCUGCAACCGCAUGACGUCUUCCUCACUGUCGAUUUAUACGAGCAGAAAGAUCCCACGCAGGUCCUACAAUGCAUUGGCGCAUUCAGCAGGGUUGCGAACCAGGUGCAGCCAUCGAGGUUCCCCACUGCUAUUGGGCCAAAGUCGAGAUCGGGAGUCAUGAGCCCCCAAGGCACCGGAACCCCGACAGUUGGAGGAGGGGGCUUUGGGAGUAGGGCGCGAGGCGCUAGUACCACGAGCAAUACGUCGUCAGCUUACAACCAAACCGGGCGUAGUGGCGCCAUGACACCAACACGAACAGGCGAGACGAACACGGGGCGGCGGAGUCCAACGAAGGCUGUUAAUUUGUCCACUUCACCAGGUGGUGGCACUAGCAGUUGGAGCAAGAAGACAGACGAAGGUGUUACGGCGCCUGCUUGGAAUAUUGCACAAUAUGGAUAUAUGGGCGGCGCGAGCCAGGGAAAUAUGGGCAUUGCAUUUGGAGGUCGGAGGCAAAUUACAAGUGCUGGGCCACACGUACCGAAUAUGGCAGAGAAAGUGAGGAAGAGGAAAGAGCAGGAGGCUGAGGAGGAGCGGUUGAGGGUGCAGGCGGAGGAAGCGGAGCAUCAUAGGCGAAUUGAGCGCGAAGCUGAGGAGGAGCGUGCCAGGAUUGAAGAAGAAGAACGAUGGGCGGCAGAAGAGAGGAAGCUGAAGGAACAGGCAGCUGAAGAGAAGAAGAGGUGGGAGGAGGACGAGAGGCGCUGGAAGCAGGAAGAGGAGAGACGUCAGCAAGAAGAACGGGAGGCCGAGGAGCGCCUAGAGAAAGAAACUCGACGAUCACGGGCGACUUCCGACGCGCGCUUGCAAGGUCAGUUUCUAAGUCAAUAUCAGGCAGAACGUGGCCUCGCUCGUAGAGAUCGGAGCAAAAGCCCAGGACCGUCGGGUAGAGUUCAAGAACUUGAGCGUGAGCUCGAACUUGCACGAGAUCGUGAGCGACGGUAUGAACGCGAGCGCGAGGAGAGAGUUAAAUCGCGCGAUCGCGACGCUACCGAAGCUCACGACCUUUCGUCUCGCCUGAAGCAGAGAGGCCCGUCUAGGACGCGUAACCGAUCUCAAAGCCGACCACGAGCCCCGUCCCAUAAGAAUAGCGAAGAUUCAUGGGUUGCUGAUGAGCGUGAUUACCUCCGCAAAGAAUGGUCAAAGCAAAACCACGACGAUACUCCGCCGCCGAAACCCUCGCGCAGCAACCAGUUUGCUGACGAGGCACCACCGCCACAGCCUCCACGGGGGUUUCAGCAUACAGAGGAGGCUGCCCCCUCAAAGCCACCACGUCCGCUACCUGAGCCAGUAGCGCCUAUUCGAGUUUUGAAAAACAAUACUGGCCCGUCUUCGCGCCCGCUGCCUGACCCUUCAGUCUAUCAAUCCCCACCUUCAGCAGCAGCGGCACCUCAGAGCCGCACAGACCGAUACCUUUCCUCCAACCCCGCCCCACAAGCCGCGCAGCCACAAACAACCUACGCAUCUGAGCUAGGUGCCUUUGACUCCACUGCGGAGCGUGAUGCCGAAGACCGCCGGCGAGCAGCAUCCCAGACGAAGACCAAAGCAGGUGGCUGGGCCUCGAAGUCGCUGCUAGAGAGGGAGAUGGAGAUGGAGAGAGAGCGACAGAAGGAAUGGGAGGAGGGGCAGAAGGCAACUGCGCAGGCGGCGAAGAUGGGAGGACAGACGGAUGGAGUAGAUGGAAUUGGAGGAGGGAUUGGAGGCCGAUGGGAUGUGAAUCAGUGGACUGGGUAUACAGGUGGAGAUGGUCAGAAUAGGGGUAAUCAGGGGAUUGGGGCCGGGAGGAGGCAAAUUGUGGGGCCCAGGCCACCGCCCCCAGGACGUUGAAUAGGAAAAAGUAGAGUGUAGAGUUUGGCAGGAGUAAAUAGAGUUUCUCUAGUUGUUGGGCAUUUGGGACAAUACUGGCUCUUGGAACUACGUUCCUAGAAGUACGCUACACAGUGUAGUCUAUAUACCGCUAGGCGGUAUAUAUACUACUGUAUGUCCAAAUUUGUGCUCAACACUAUUAACCGAUGUGAGAAUAGCAUCACGUGUUAGCUUCGCCGAUUAACCGCCGAUCACGAAUAAGUACACAGUGUGACUGACAAGACACUUCCUUCUCCACGACAUAAGGCGA
This is a messenger RNA of Pseudogymnoascus destructans, 2813 nucleotides long. RefSeq lists its product as uncharacterized. NCBI's taxonomy places the organism in Eukaryota, Fungi, Ascomycota, Leotiomycetes, Thelebolales, Thelebolaceae. The coding region runs from base 380 to 2524 and encodes 714 amino acids. The record is from RefSeq and is a predicted model, not a curated record. Gene Ontology annotation, molecular function: protein binding. The transcript has 2 exons.